This is a messenger RNA of Closterium sp. NIES-67, 2259 nucleotides long. The record is from the annotation of a GenBank genome assembly. Lineage: Eukaryota; Viridiplantae; Streptophyta; Zygnematophyceae; Desmidiales; Closteriaceae.
UUGCAUUUUUCUGUUCCAACUUGUAUACCACCAGCACACUCUAAACCUCUAUGCCCAGAUCUGGGCAUAGAAGUCUCUUGCUGCAAGACGUUAUUUCUGUUAGAUACUCUACAAUGGUUAGCGGACUCAUUUCCGCUGCAAGUGGUAGGCCUCCUGCUCCUCGUGUGAAUACUAGGAGUGGUGGAAGGCGUGGGUCCCCUGUACGUGAGGGGGACCGAAACUCUUCAUCUCAGCAUAGAGAACGAUCUCGUUCUCCUCGUCCUGGCGGAGGUAACGGCGCAGUUACCGCUUUGGAUUUGCUGAGUGGCGCGCGUCAAGACCCUGUUCAGCACGUCGAAAACGCGGCAGGGGACGCGGAUCGUAACACGUCACGCAAUCGCGAUUUCCCCCCCGGAUUUCAAGGCGAGCGGCGUAACGAGCAGAACCGCGACGUCAUCAUGAGCGCGAUCUCAACGCCCCAGCGCCCCAGAUUCGCCAGGAUCGCCAGGAUCGGGACCGGGAUCGCGCAGAUCGCCGCACAGAUUUUGCUCCUGCCGCAGUGAAUCCGCGCGGGAUUCCGCAGAUCUCGACCCCUGGAGCAGCAGAAAUCGCCGAAAUGAUUGCGCGCCUGGAUCCUGCAGCCCAGCGCAAUCUCCAGCGAAUCUUCACAGGAGCUGCUGGCGAACGCGUUACAGCACGCUCCACUGCAUCUACAGCGCCUCAUUCUGCAGAACAUAAUUCUGCUCGCUACACCGACAACAAUGUUAACGCCGGCACCAACAACGAGGCCAUUCACCACGUUCUUGGUCUUCUCGCGGCGCUCCAGCGUGGCAAUGGCGCCGAUCCCGCACCGCCACCGGAACCAGCACGCGUCGCAGCGACGGUGGCCCCACGCUCUCGCCUCCCGGCGCCCGCCCCCGAGCCCGUUGACGACGAAAUGGACGAGGAAGCACCCCAUGCCACGCUCGACGAAGGUAAUGCCGCCCGCCCGAAAUCCGCUUCUGCAUCGCUCACCCUCGCUCCUAUUCCACCUGCACGUCCUCAGUUGCGCUCUUCCUUAGUUAAAAGCGAUGGAAUUCGUACGCAACUUUUUAGUUUUGAGCGCAUUCAAGCUAUUGCACGUCAUGCUAUCUCGGUUUUACCACUUGACGGUGGAGAACAAGCCGCCGACUAUCUCCAGCAGAUAGUAGAGGAGGCGGAAGAGAAGAUUCAUUUUUUGUUUACCGCCGAUCAACGCGGUUUCGAAGUGGCCAAUAUGGCCCUUAAGAUUAAGUAUGGGGAAGUGGUAGAGGAUAAGAAUGUGAAGGCCGCUUCUCAGAUUGUAGCGGCCAGCAAGAAGAGGCCCACUCGGCCCACCCAUCCCACCUCCCGUCCUGAACCCCCUCUUCGCCCUCGCGGCCAAGGGGAGCGCCUUUGGAACACAUGGCGUAGGGACGGCGACGGCCGUUGUUUCUAUUGCCGUGAACCCGGGCAUGGGAUGGCUAAUUGCCCCCAAAGGGGCCAAGGGGCCAAUCGGCCAGCUAAGAUUGUGUAAAGUUUGCUUAACCUCUCCGAUGUUGUAGCAGCUCGGAACCAUUUCGGCCUAUGCCGAUGACGCAACCAAGAUUACCCGCAUGCAAGGCCGCCUCCGUGACCGCGCUGCAUGGUGGUCCGCCUGGUGCGACAGCCGCUUGAUUCUAUCGGUGAUUACAUCUGGAUAUCGCCUACCAUGGGUUGCCUCUGAGCCCCCUCCGUCUCGUACUAAGAACCAUGCCGGUGCUUUGCAAUUCACCUCUUUCGCCGUAGGCGCAGUGGCCGAGCUUCUCGCCACCGGCGCAGCUCGGGUCGUUCCUCCUUCCACAACCCUCACAUGCGUUAGCCCCUUAAACGUGAUUGUCCAACCCUCAAAAAAGAGACUGAUAUUGGAUUUGCGGCAUGUCAACUCAUUCCUCUCAGUACCUCGUUUUCGAUACGAAGGACUUACUCGCGUUCCUGAUUUGGUGCAAGAAGGCGAUUGGCUAUUCACGAUCGAUCUCAAAUCUGGAUACCACCACGUCGACAUUCACCCCGCUUUCUGGCAGUUUCUCGGAUUCUCCUUGCAAGGGCAGGACUACCAAUUCCUCUCUUUGCCUUUCGGGCUGGCUACAGCGCCGUUUGUGUUUACCCAGUUAAUUAAGCAACUCGCCAAACGCUGGCGUAGCCGUGGCAUCCGCCUUAUUCCAUACGUCGAUGAUAUCCUAUUCAUCAGUGCCACUCGAGCGGAGGCUCUUCACAACCGCUCCAUAAUCAUUGCCGACCUCG